GAAACCAAAACAAUGUAAAUAAAUUUUGAAAAGCAAAAAUAAUUCCCCAAAAAUGUCGUCUACCAAAACCUCAAGUGAAAAAUUGCGCGAAAAGACGUUUCUAAAACAUUUACAAAAACGACGAAAACGAAAAAUUCCCCUACUCAGGGGUAUUUAUCACAAUAAAAUGUUAAAAAUAUUAGUGAUGCUAGCCUGUUUGGUAAAUCUGCUAUAUCAUUUAAAUAUCAUACAACUAACGGUUGAGGCUGCCUCAGCCCCAACUCUACCAACACCAACAGCAGCAUUUACAAAUGAUAACAAACCAACAACGACUCCUGAGUCCUUGAAAAAUAAAACCAGUGAUCAAAGUGUUAAUAAUUUACGCAACAAAACCAUGCGUCGUAGUAUUAAUGUAAAUAGUAGUUUUAAUCAUCAAAAUGAAAUUGUACAAAAAAAUAAACCCGAACAUCUUCUAACAACAACGAAACGUAAGCUGAGACGUAAACCGCCAACAGCAGGCCGUACAAAUCAUACGCGUAAUGGGCUGGGACCCACAAGAUUUAAGGGCAAACGCAGAAAGUUUACAAGGCCAACAUCCUCUUGGCAGCAGCAGCAGCAUCCGAGACAAAAUAAUACAAAUUUAUUUAAACCAAAGAAUUAUACAACCAUAAGAACUACCGCCUCCACUACCAUAUCAUCAUCAUCUUCAACAUCCACCUCUAGCAAUCAUCCCUUCAUGACCCAACAGCAACAACAAUUCUCCUACACCAAUCGUUCGUAUCAGCGUCAGCAUCAAUAUCAGCAGCAAAGUGUACAAAUACCUUCCUCUACCAUACGCGUGUCCUCCACCAUCGAUCAUCAUCAUCAAGUCCCCACAGCCUUUGAUAAUUCAUCUUCCCGCUUUUAUCCUUCCACCAAUAUUAAACAUUAUAUUGGCGUUAAUGCCACCAGUAUACAUGAUAUACCCUUUCAGCAACAAAAUGUUGUUAUACAGGGUAAUACGGAUAUAGUGGUGUAUCGUAAUAUUGGUCCGGUGCCCUGUCCCCCAGGGGUACGUUUAGUGCCGCAUCGUGUUUUAACCGCCACACCAGAUCCACGCAUACAUCGGCAAAGGGAAUGCCAAUGCAGUCCUAUCGGCUCUCUGACCAAUACCUGCGAUAAACGUUCGGGCCAGUGUCAUUGUCUGGCCAAUGUUACCGGUCGUCGCUGUGAUAAAUGCAAAUCGGGCCAUUGGAAUUUAACCCAAAGUUUGGGUUGCCAUGAUUGCCGCUGUGAUCCAUCAGGAUCCAGAAGUCAUGAAUGCAACCCCUGGACGGGUCAAUGUGAUUGUAAAAUAGGUGUGGGCGGCCAAAGGUGUAACGAGUGUACGGAUGGCUUUUAUGGUUUCUCUACAGAUGGUUGUCAGCGUUGUGCUCCCUGUCCGGGAGAGGGUCAAGUUUGUGAUCCGCUCAAUGGUCGUUGUGUUUGCCCGCCCAAUAGCAGAGGUUUGGGUUGUAGUCAAUGUGUGGCGGGAACAUGGGGUUGGCAGUCAAGAUUGGGCUGCCGAGAAUGUCAGUGCGAUCGUGUAGGUUCCAUAGGACAAUAUUGUCAUACUCAGUCGGGUCAAUGUCAGUGUAGAGAAGGUUAUUCGGGUCGCAGAUGUGAUGCCUGUGCGCCUGGUUACUUUGGUUAUCCCGAGUGUAGGCGCUGCAACUGUGAUGUGGAUGGUUCGUAUGUAGGUAAGGAUGGCCUGAUAACGUGUGAUUCCAAUGGCCAAUGUCCCUGCAAGAGUUUGGUGGUGGGUUUAAAGUGUGAUACCUGUAUGCAGUCAUCAUUUGGUUUAACCGCCCUUAAUCCAGAGGGCUGUACCAGAUGUUAUUGUUUCGGUCGGGCCAGUGAAUGUGAACAAAGUAAUUGGUCUUGGGGUCAUGUAAGAAUGUCCGAGUCACGCAAUCUCUCCAUACAAUACUUAAACUCCCAACAUAUUAGCAACUCAGAAUUUGAAUAUAUAGUGGUGGUACAAAUGUCGGGAUCCAAGACUUAUCGAGAAGAUGCUGAGAUACAAAACUUUAAUGGUUUGAAUUUAAUACCCCGAUCCACGGGCAAUGUAUCCAUGGGUUCCUAUAGCCAGCUGUAUUAUCCUUUGUACUUUCAAUUACCCCCACAAUUCUAUGGCGAUCGUAUUAGCAGCUAUGGUGGGAAUUUAUAUUUUACUUUGCUCACAGAGGGCGGUAAUACGCCUUUGGAUCGCAAAAUUUUAAGCCGUUAUCCUUUGGUUCAACUGCACGCUCACAAUAAAAUGAUUUUGGAUUUUUAUGAAUACGAAAGUUUUGAAUACUCCCGCAACGAAACGUAUCGCGUGCCUUUGCACGAAACCUUUUGGAAAUUACAUCACAAUGGCCAAUCGGCUGAUAGGGCUACAUUAAUGGCUGCCUUACAGAAUGUCAGACACAUAUUAAUACGAGGUUCCUGUUUUGCUGAUUUCUCGGAAAUAAUAUUGCAAAAUGUUCACAUGGAUUCGGCCAUUUAUGUGCACGGCUCUACCAGCAUGUUGGCCAAAGGUGUAGAGAAAUGCAAAUGUCCUAAAAGAUUUGAUGGUUUAUCGUGUCAAGAUCCGGGUCGGGGCUAUUACAGAUGGCGUAAUGUUACCGAAACUGAAACUAUUUAUAUAGAAGAUCUUAUAGGUCGUGCAGCGCCCUGUUUUUGUAAUGGACGCAGCCAGGAAUGUAAUCGGGAAAGUGGGGAGUGUUUGAACUGUCGCGAAAAUUCCGGUGGUAGGCAUUGUGAACAAUGUGCCGAGGGUUUCUUUGGAGAUCCUAACUCUCCCUAUGGCUGUCAAGCCUGCCCUUGCCCUGAAACCAAUCGUAACUUUGCCAAGGGUUGCACAGUGUGGCAGGGUGAGGUGAAUUGUGUUUGUCGUCCUGGUUAUACGGGGAAAUUGUGUGACAAAUGUCGCCAGGGUUAUUAUGGCAAUCCUUUGGCUUCCCCUGUUAGUACCUGCAAACCCUGCAAUUGUAAUCUGAAUGGCAUUAGCAGGGAUGGCUGUGAUGCCUUGACGGGCCAAUGUAAUUGUCGUGAAGGAGUGACAGGCCAGAAGUGUGAUAAAUGUAAAGCUGCGCGUCAUCAUGUGGAGGAGAAAGGAUGUAGAUUGUGCGACAACUGCACUCUACUUUUACUUGACUAUGUGGAAUUAAUCGGCCAUAAACUAAGGCGUGGCAUACACAAUAUGGAUUUGACCGGUAUACCAGCACCCUACAUAAAAGUCGAAGAAUAUGAAGACAUGUUUAAUGUACAAAAUGUUCGCUAUCAUGACUUUAAUAAUGCCCGCAAAUUGUUAGUGAAUUAUGACAGUAGUGCCUUACUAAAACUGGAUUCACAUGCAGAAAAUCAAAAGUUCCAGAAUCGAAAGGCACUAGCUACGGCAGAGAAAAGAAAUCAGGCGGUCCAAGUAAUAUUGAAAGAUGCCCGCAUAGUGUAUGGUGACCUAGAGUCUAUGCAAACUGCAAUAUUAACAAACAUAGCUAAUUUGGAAAACUAUGGCAGAGGUUCGCAACAUUUAAGUUUACCUACGGCUUUGCAGCAGGCUAGAUUUUAUUUAGAUUCUAUAAAACAACAUAGGGACUCGGUAAAUGAUAUUCGGACGGCAGCCUCCUGUGCCUGGCAUUAUUACUAUAAGUUUGGCAAUGCCUCGGAUGCGGCUUUUGAUCAAAAGGCCAAAGUGGAAAUGUUUUGGCGUGACUUAAAUCACACCAAUUUUCGCAUAUCCGAUAUCAGAUUACAGGCGGAUCGUACGGUGGAAAUGCAAAAUGAAAUUGAUGAUGUUUUGGAACACAUACGCAAUCUAAAGAGUUAUGCUUCGGAAGACUAUCAACAAAUUGUAGAUUUAAAGGGUAAAAUCCGGGAAUAUCUUAAGGAGACCUUGGUGCCUCAAACUGCUGUGCUGGUGGAAAUGAAUGUGGGACGUUUGGAGUUGUUGAGUGGUAACAUGGACAAUAUUAUUAAGUUGGGCACGGUAUUGAAUGCUACUCUGGAUGAAAAUGAGACAGUACAUCGAGAAGUACGCAAACAUUGGCUGCCUAAGGCCCAAAAGCAUGCCGCCCGUUUGUUGGAGAGAUCCAAUGAAUAUGCCCGGCAAUUUCAGCCUACACGUAAUGGGGCACGUAUAGCCAUGUUGGCGAGUUCGGCCCAUAAAAAUAUCUCUGAGGCCAUAGAAGCGGCACGCUUGGCCUCCGUGGAAGCUCGCGAAAGAGUUUAUACCGCCCAUAAUAAACUUUAUCCCAGACAGGGCAUGUCGGUCAUCGAUAGAGCUAGAAUUUCUUUGAACAAAUCCAAAAUCUUAAAACAGGAUGCCAUGCAGGAGAUUAGGGAAACAGAAGCCUUAAAGAAUCGUUUACGGGUCCAUGAAAACAAAGUAGAGGGUAUUAAGACACGCAUUAUAAAUGCCGGUGUACGCACCAAUAACAUUUCCUCUCACAUACAACCUUUGCAACAUACUACAGCGCGCAAAAAUACCUUAACAAGUUUGGAUACUGCUUCCAAAAUCUCCGAAGAAAUGAAAGGAGUAUCAAGACAUACUCAGAUGUUGCAUGAAGACAUUAAGAAGUUGCGUGAUAAAUUUGCAAUUUUGGAGCCGGACUGGGAAAUAAAAUUGGGUUUGGCAGAAGAAAACAUUUCUCUAACCAAAACCAAUGUACGUUUGGCCAAUAUCUCCCUGACCUAUGUGGAGGAGCAAGCAGUUAAGGAACAAUCAGAGUUUGAUGCCUGGAAUAAGACCAUGGCCAAACAGAUCCAAGAGUUAAGAGAUAAAAUAGCCAAAGCUAAACAUGCUGCCGAAGGUAUUAAGAUUUCCUUGGAGUCUGUGGGUCCCAAAUGUAUAAGAUCGUAUUUGCCCAUUUCCUAUGGUCUCACCACCUCCAAUACUAUAAAAUUAAGCUUUGCCCUGCCCAAUCGUAAUGGUAACUCUCCUUUGCUAUAUAUACAAGGCAAUGAUGGUCGUUAUAUUGCUUUGGAUUUAUUCAAAAGACACGUUAGAUUGUUGUGGAAUUUGGGAGGCUCUACGGAGAUUAUUACCCAUCCCUUGGAGAUACAAACUCGGGAUCCUCAAUACGAUGAUGCCUGGUAUCAUGUUGAGGUUAAUCGUACGUUAAAUAUAGGCAGCCUUUUAGUGAGACGCAUGAAUAAUUAUGGAGCUUUAGUGCCACAGUCACCAGUAACUGGUAAUACAGAUGUAGAAUUUACAAGGUUUUUCCAAACUGCUGAUGAGCGUAUAUAUCUGGGUGGUUAUCCCAAGAUAUUGCGCACCAAAGAUUUACAAUUAAGUCCGGGCCUUAAUGUUGUCGUACACAAUGUGGAGGUGGAUAAUAAACCCAUGGGUAUUUGGAAUUUUGCCUCUAGUGAGGGUAAAUGUGGCGGAGCCAUGAUAGGAGCCCAGGAGUCCAGCUCCUCGUCGGUGGCUAGACAUUUCAAUGGUUUGGGCUAUGCGGAGGUAAAGAAGACCAGACCCAGGCCGUAUCGCAAGAAUUUGUUUGCUUUGCAAAUGACCUUUAAGACAUUAGAUGAGAAUGCACUGUUAUUCUUAGCGGUAGAUGAUAAAAAUAAUCGCUCGGUAUCUGUGACUCUCAGUCGUGGUCGCAUCAUGUUCCGCAUUGAUUAUGGCGAUGAGUCUAAAUUGGAAAUCAACACCACCAACAAAUACAACACUGGCAAAUGGAUUAAAAUUGAAGCAGCCCGAGAAUUUGUACCCAAACGGGGCACUGAAAAUGGCAUUUUGAGGGUAAAUAAUGAGAGACAUAUAACGGGCUCACCUUCGGUUCCUAUUAAGAGUCAUAUGCUGCCCGAUCUAUCGAAACCGGUUUAUUAUUUGGGUGGUGUACCGCCGGGCUUUACUUCGGCUACCUCUAAGGCUCCCGGGGCGGAUAAUCCCUUCUUGGGUUGCAUGAUGGAUGUACAAGUGAAUGGUGAGACUUAUGAUCCUUUGGAAAGUUCUUCGUAUUUCGGAGUGGAGUCUUCGUGCAAGGAAAUGAUAACCAAAGCCGGUUUUACGGGUCAGGGUUACAUCGAAUUACCCUCCCAGUCGUUGCGCAAGAGAGCAAAUACCGGUUUUGUUUUCCGUACUCUACAGCCCGACUGUUUACUUUUACUCUCCGCCUAUCCGCCCGAAGUCAAAGACGAUUACGACGCCAAAGACAUAAAAGGAAACUAUUCCAUAUCCCUCAUAGAUGGUCAUCUUCAGGUGUGGAUAAAUUCCGGACGCAGUUUCAUACAAAUGCAUUCGAAUGUUUCACUCAAUGAUGGUGAAUUCCAUGUGGUGAAUUUACUUAAAAAUGGUCGCAAAUUCGAGCUAAUGGUUGAUGAUGAGCUGCAAGUAACGAAAAAUCUUAUGGGAGCGCCGACACUUGUCAGUAUGCCACGUGAUGCUGGUGGCUUGUAUAUUGGUGGCUCACCACCCUAUGAGGAUUAUACGCCGUUGGCUCCCACUUUCAUUAAACUGGAGGGCGCAGUGCGAGAUGUUGUGUUCAAUAAUCGUACUUUGAAUUUUAAUCAGGCCUUAUCGUUUGUUAAUGUUCAGAUCGGACGUAAUGGUCCCAGCAUGGGCAGUGUUAAUGGUUUGAGUGAUAUUUUGCUGAAGACAGAGCCCAUGAUAGGCAAGAGUUUUACGGCUGCACCAGAGGGUUGUAAAAGGGUCGGCAGCUAUUCGUAUGAGCCCAACGCCUUUAAAUUUGGCGAUGAACCCUAUAGCUUUGCCCAAUUGCAGGCACCUCUGCGCAACUAUUGGCAAAAGAAUUUCCAAAUUUCUUUUGAUUUUCGCUCUUUCUAUCCUAAUGGUUUGAUUUUCUUAGCUCCCGGCAUGAAGGAGAAACAAAAACACUAUUUAGCUUUGAUUUUAAAAGAUGGCCAUCUGCUGCUUAUUGUCCGUGGACGCAGACGUGAAGAACUACCUUUGCAUGCCAAACUCAAUGAUGGUGAAUGGCAUCAUGUCACCUUGAUGUGUCAAGAUCGUAAGGUCACCAUGUCGGUGGAAAUAGGUCGUACAGAUCAGAAAACCUCAGCUCAAAUGAAAAUACCCAAGAAAAUUGCUGCCUCGAAUAUAGUGUUUGUAGGUGGUUUACCCGAGAAUCCGCCCAAAAUGCCCGCGGAACUUUUAAUGAAAUUGGAGCCAUUUAAGGGUUGUCUACGUAGAUUUUCCAUAGCGAAUAGUACUCAGGAUUUGGCGAAACCGGGUAAACAUUUGCAUGUGGGCCAGUGUUUUCCGAAGGUGGAGAGAGGUUCAUAUUUCCCGGGAGAUGCCUAUGCGGUGUACAAGAGAAACUUCCAUGUUGGCAAGUAUCUAGAAUUAGAAAUGGAAUUUAGAACUUCAGAGCUUUCCGGCAUUUUAUUAAGUAUAACAGAGCCCACUGGUUUUCCUGCCUUAUCACUAGAAAUAUUCAAUGGCAAUAUUGUGUUCUCCUGUGACCUAGGCGAUGGCAAUCCCUUCCGUGUGGAAUCUAUGCUGCCCAGUAAAUAUGCUCUGUGUGAUAAUAAAUGGCAUAAUAUUUCAGCAUUAUAUGACUACGAACAACUGGCCUUAAGAAUCGAUCAAAUGCCCACAACUAUAGCGGUGGCCCAGCAAACUACCAUGGGUAGAGUGCAAACCAAGUCACCCUUGUAUAUAGGAGGAAUACCGGAAAUCGCAUCCAGUGGUUCCUUAUUGACCCGUGAAAAUUUCAAGGGUUGCAUAAGAAAUCUAUCGAUACGUAACGAACGACGCGAUUGGGUUGAUAUGGAUGCUUUGCAUAAUGUUUUGCUUAGUGAGUGUUUGGUAACCGGCACUGAAAGCUGAGUUAUUAAGUAAAGUUUUAUGUUAAAAUAACAAAAAUAAUAACAAACUUAAGGAUCUAAUUGUGAUGCCAUAUACUUAGAAAACAAGAAACAAAUUCAAUAAGAACUGCCAUAUACCUAUACAUAAAUAAUAAUAGAAAUACUUAAGUUACUUAAAUGAAAAAAAGAAACUACGCUUAAUUUUAAAUAACUAUAAUUUCAUGUGACAAGGAUUAGUUAUGAAAAAAGCUUUUUAGAAAAUGAUUA
Calliphora vicina (urban bluebottle blowfly) is the source of this 8022-nucleotide messenger RNA. It is a transcript of the gene wb, whose product is annotated as wing blister. The transcript is spliced from 13 exons. Gene Ontology annotation, biological process: tissue development; animal organ morphogenesis. The coding region runs from base 53 to 7777 and encodes 2574 amino acids. The record is from RefSeq and is a predicted model, not a curated record. NCBI's taxonomy places the organism in Eukaryota, Metazoa, Arthropoda, Insecta, Diptera, Calliphoridae.